Messenger RNA from Camelus dromedarius (Arabian camel), 3796 nucleotides. Its product is annotated as collagen alpha-1(I) chain. The record is from RefSeq and is a predicted model, not a curated record. The coding region runs from base 1 to 1035 and encodes 344 amino acids. Lineage: Eukaryota; Metazoa; Chordata; Mammalia; Artiodactyla; Camelidae. The transcript has 4 exons.
AUGGGGGCGUGGAGAGGAGGCGCCCGUCCCGCCGGAGGGGGGGGCGUCGCGUCGGUCGCGUGCGCGCGCACGCUUCGCGGCGCCGCCCUCGUCCUCGGCGCCGCGUCCACGCCCGGCUGGGGGCGUCGGGCGCGUGCGGACCGGAGGCGGGGGUCGGCGUCGGAGGGCGGAACGGCGGGGCCACCCUUCCCCGAGCGCGGGGGAGGGAGGGUCCAGCGGGGCCGCGGCGCGGCCGCCGUUCAGGCGCCUGUGCGGGCACCCCAGCCGGGCGACACGGGCCUCUGUCGCGCCGGCGCGGCGCGGCGGGGUGUCGUGGACGCAGGGGCCCGCCUCCCCUUCUUUUUCCGGGGAGCCUUGCGGUCGACCAGACGCUGCGGCCCGCCGCGUCCCCCAUUGGAUCCACGUGUGUCCACGGCGAAUCGCGGCCCUGUCGCUCCGCGCGGCCCGAGGGGGAUCCCCGGGUGGAUCUCUUCCCCCCCCCUUUUCCCAGGUCGACCAGCCGUCGCGGCCGCCUCUCGUCUCCCCGCGGCCCGAGGGGGAUCCCCGGGUGGAUCUCUUCCCCCCCCCCUUUUCCCAGGUCGACCAGCCGUCGCGGCCGCCUCUCGUCUCCCCGCGGCCCGAGAGGGAUUUUUAUUUUGCAUGCUUGGCUUAAAUUUUGGGCGUCUUUGUCUUUCGAAGAGGGCGGUGUUCUGUCGGAGUUCCGCAGGUGGUCUGAUUGGCCGAGUGGGUCCGUCGAUGGCCGUCGUUUUCUUCAUCGGAUUGAUGCACGUCUGUGGAUUCGUCUCGUUUCUCUCCACUGCGGAACCCUCGUCCCGAGGGACUGAAUCUAGUGCCCUGUGCUGCGCGGUACGACCUAGGGGUCGAAUCUGCCAGGAGAGGACUUACAAGGAUUUGGAGGAUCCUGGAAAACUGCUACCAUCCAGAAUCCUACAUGGAUGUUCAAGAUCUUGUGGAUGGACGGACGGACGGACGGAAGACGGAUCGAAUGGAGGCCCCGCCCCAUCCCCUGGACCCCUAGGCCCAGGAGGAUCGUGAUGGGUCUGGAAAGGACUCUUCCGACGAGGGUCUCGGGAUGGACUUUCUCGGUCUGCGGAAGGUGUUUCUGCACAAAGAGGAAGAGAGGGGCGUUCUCGGCCAGAGAGCCCGAACCGCCUCCUUUCAGGGAUCCGCUCCAGUCAGGGUUGGGGUCGGGGUCAGAACGCAGCCACCGACAGCUCCCCUCCCUCGUCUUGGCUCUCCAACUUGGGAAACCCUCCUCCCUGCCCCCUCACCCAUCUUCUCGUCAGCCGGCCUCCAGCUUCCCCGUGCCAACCACCUCUCUCAUGCUGCCGGACUUUCCUCCUCCUUGGGCUGCCAGGAAGCUCUCCCGCUCCUCCACGUGCUUUGGCUUGGAAUCCCUGACAAACACAAGCGGUGCUGGUGGGCGGGGCCGCGGGCGGUGGCAGAAGGACUCCCUUCAUCUUAUGGGAGCGAUUUUUAUCUCCAUAGAGGUGGCGAUUGAGAAAACACAUAAAAUCACUCAGAAGAAUACCCAUGUGUAGUGUCCCUGACCUAGAUCCGUGUCUGUCUGUCUGUCUGUCUCUCUUUCCUCUCCUCUCCCCUCCUCUCCUCUUCCCUGUUCUCCCCCCUUCCCCCUCACCCCUCCACUCCUCUCUUCUCCCCUCCACUCCUCUCCUCUCCCUCUUCUCCUCUCCCCUCACCUCUUCUCAUUUCCCCUCCCCUCCCCUCUUUUCCCUCCUCUCCUUUCCUGUCCUCUCCCCUUUUAUCCCUCCUCUCCUCUGCUCUCUCUCUCUCUCUCUCUCUCUCUCUCUCUCUCUCUCUCUCUCCCCCCUUCACUUCCCUCCCUCCUCCCUACCCCCCCAACCCCUACCUUCACAGGGCCUCAUAGAUUGCAAUCGGUUUCCAUGAAAUGUGAUGAAGAGGGAAUGAAUUUUAGAAUGAUAUCCCCAUGCCAUCGAAUCCUUCUUCCCCAGGGAUAGCGACUUAUUUGUGGUCGUGUUUGUUUUUGUUUUUCUUGUUGUUGUUUUGGGGCGCAUCGAGGGCGCAGGAGGCGUUGGGAGUGAGGGUGAUGUUUCUCUUUCUGUCUGUCUCCUCCUUAGGAAGGAUUUUAAGAGGAGGGAGGACCCACAGAAAUCUACCAUCUUGUCUCGUACUGCAGCUGUGUUUGAGCUUCCUAUACGAUCUGGGCGGAACACUCCCCACCCUCACCUCAAGCCGCCAUUGCCGCCCCCUCAGCCCCCCUGCACCCCCGUCCAGUCCCACACUUGGGGCGGUGGUUGGGCAUAGGGGGAUGUUGGCGGGGUGGUGGUUGGUGGGGGGUGGGGUGGUGGAGGAAACCAGAAAACAGACCACUGUGGCACGUGGGUGACUGGGGCUUCAGGGUGAAGGAGGAUGAAUAAAAUGGCCGGAAUUAGGCUAACGGAUUGCUUCUUCUUUUUUUGGCGGGGGGGGGAGGGGAGGAUCAUUAGGUCAUUCAUUCAUUCAUUUGCUGGGGGGGGGGUGUCAUUCGGUUUCUUAUGCUCGCCCUGAAAACGGUCAACUGUCCUGACUGACUGGUUGCUGCUCACGGUUCCAGGCCUGUUGUUGAAACUGGAAGCUAUCGAUCUUACUGUUUCUACUGUAUUUCACUCAUUGAAAGUCAUCAUCAUGCUGGGUCUCUGAGUCUUUCUCCGAGGAGAAGGUCGGUCACGGGACUAGUGACCUGACAAAAUAGCCUGAGUGACCAAGAAGGCCACACCUUGAGUGCUUAUGAGAUAACGAGAUCUAACCACCAGCCUCUAUAGAAUGGGUCACCUGGAGGCAUCGUGACACCAUUCUGAGUCUUCUGAUGAGAAAACGAUUCUGUGGAUGGUGAUCGAUGCCCGAUUGUUUGAGCUAUGGCUCUAGAACCACCCCACCCACUCCAUCCCCAAGGUGGGUACACAGUUUUGAAGACGCUAGCCUGCUGUGAAUCCCCUUUGCCCGGCAGAGCGAUAAAAUGGCCUCUUUGCUUCUAAGCUCCAAGACCUUGUCUCUGGAUUCUUGGGCUCGUCGGGGACGGGGGCCGAACUUUUGGCAACAAGCGUGCUUCAGAAACAGCGGAUGCCCGAGAAGGACACUCUGCCUCUCCCUCUUCUUCCGGGCCUGAAAUGGGGAGGAAAAAAAAAUCGCUUCCCCUGGAAGCCGGAGUCCGGAGCCCGCCAUCCGGAGGGACUUCUGGCUUGGCCUUCUCCUGGGGUGGGGGGGAGGGCACGCCACUGCACGUGUUCUUUGUCAACUCCCUGUUUCUCUCUUCUCGAGUUAUCUCUUUGGGACGGCUCCCACACUGGGUGAAAACAGACAGACUGGCUGGUAUGUCUCCCUACCCCACCCUUCGCCCCCAAAUGACUGAUCUCCUGUCCCAUCAGAAUCACCACUUGUUUUCCAACGUGGCUUUCUUGGAUCCUGGAGGACUUGUAAAGGAAAAGCCCAGCUGGGCUAACAAGCUAAAGUCACAAAUCUAAGUGUGAUAAGUGUCCGUUUACUGAUCUAAGUUCUGCUGGGCUAACUCGUAAAUCUGAAGUUUAGUGUCAGUUUACUGGGCUAACAAGCUAACUCGUAAAUCCAAGCUCAACAAGUGUCAGUAACGUGAUCUGUUCCAAAUUGAUAAGCUCCAGUGUACUGAUCCUUUGCUUUUUGUUGUUUGAGCCUUAUUGGCGAAUAGACCCAUAUUUGUAAUUAACCCUAUGAAACCUCAUGUGCACGUCUUGGAGGUGCUCAGAGCUUCGGAGCAGAAGCCCCUCUGAGCCCGCCGGCGUAAUAAAUCUGAGUACUCCAA